AUGAUCUCUCGCGCCGCUGCUGCCAGUUUCGACCUGCUCCUCUGCCUCCCUGAGGGGAUGAAGCGGACGCAGGUGAAGGCACAUUUGAACAGCUCUUCUGAAGACUGCGUGGAAGCUGAGUGGAAAUCAAAGAUAGAAAAGAACUCCUUCUUGUACAACGGCUCAAAAUUCAGAUUUGCAGGCACGCGUUGCUUCACAUUGAGUGGUGACGAGAGGAAUCAAGAAAGUCAUGUACUCCUGCAGUUCGGUAUAACGGACUAUAGAGCGCAUGUCGGAACAAAUCUUCGUGCUGAUUGGGAUGCAAACUCUGGAGAAUGCAUGGCAAAUACUCUGGGGAACGCUGCGAUUGUGGAGACUUGCGAUGGCCAGAUCGUACUCUUGCAAAGAAGCGGGAAUGUGGGUGAAUGUCACAAUGCUGUGGUACUACCAGGUGGUCACGCCGAGCCGGAGAGGAUAGGGAUCAAGAGCUUACAGGACUGGAAUGAAAUGAAUGAAAAAGGAACUGUGCCGACGGAGGACGAUGUUAGAUUUCCUAUUGUGUUGCUUCCUGGAGCUGAUGCAAGAACUACACAGGUUGUCAGCGAGUUGUGGAAUGCAAUCCUGGAAGAGGUAGAGGAGGAGACUGGCAUCUUGCCGUCCGAAGUGGAGGAGCCGAUCUUUUUAGGCUUUGCAAGGCGAGUUGUGAAUCAUCGUACGUGUAUGCUGUUCCUUGUCAAAACCCGACUCUCAUCUUCAGAGGUGACCCGUAGAGACGUUUGA
Molecule: messenger RNA, 759 nt
Organism: Guillardia theta CCMP2712
Lineage: Eukaryota; Cryptophyceae; Pyrenomonadales; Geminigeraceae
Exons: 6
Coding region: 1-759 (252 amino acids)
Molecular function (GO): GDP-mannose hydrolase activity
Source: RefSeq, a predicted model, not a curated record